CUCUUGUUACCUCUUCAGUCCACUCAGGCUGCAGACCAGACCUCGUCGGGCGGCUCUUCCCCCACGCGUCUCCCUAUCUAACUAUGACUACCUACUUACUUUCAAACCAACAUGGACCAAGUGGUCUCGAUGCCGGCCCACCUCUUUCAUCAUACCUACCGGGCUUUUGGGGAUAGUUCCCUUGCCUAGUGUAAUCCUAUUCAUAUUCUAUAUAACUAGUCCCACUCGUUCCAGAUAGGACUUCAACUACAUUCCUUUGGUAUAACUCCUGUUUCAUCUUUCCAUCGCUCGAUGUCUCCCCCGACCGAACGUUUCAGCAAGCUUUCACUCGAGAGCAAUAUGCCGCCCAUCACACGUCUCCAGAGCCGGAUGCAACCGGUGGAAGACUACUCAAGCUCUUCUGAGUCAGACACCGAGUUAGACUUUGAGGUUGACGACGAUGGCCUCCUCAUGAUCUCACCCUCGAAUCUCAAAUAUUCACUAGAACUACUAGACGACAACACACGUGACGAGAUCACCAAGGCCGUAGAGGUCCCCUCACAAUUCGUGCUGCGCGGCUGUCAGGCUGGAGACCAACGCUGCUUCUUCUUGAUAACAGAGCCCGUCGAGUACACGAUCCGCACGGGAACAGAGCAGAGCGGUUACGGCAUCCCCAGCUGUAGCUGCCAAAACGGCGAGCAAUGCGAAUCGCCAUGCCGCCACAUUCUCUGGCUCUUCGACCAGAUCACCAGCCAGAUCCUAGGCGUCCAGGAAGACCCCUUCGUGCUCACGCGCCACGGCUACCCCUCCGAGCUCGGCAACCCGUACAACGCCAUCGCGGACUUCCACCUCGACAUGCUCGCCGACAGCCUGCACUGCGACGUGGUGGGGCAGUCUGCGGACCCGAACCCGCGGCGCGUGCAGGAGACGCGGGAGAUGCUCGCCUCGCUGCACGAGGUGCCGACGGACGAGUACCGCCCGGACCUGUUCGCGAACCCGCGCAGGGGCCGGCGCGCCGUCAAGCGCGGCGACCUCGAGCAGACCAUCUUCCGCAUGCUGCUGCGCAACGACGACUUCUUCCAGUACUUCCGGUCGUCCGUGCGCGCCGACGAGCUGCACAGGAACCAGUUCCGCGCCCUGCAGCACCGCGCCGACGCUGCUCUCGCUGGUCUGCGCCAGUACGCCGCCGCUGCUGCCACCACCACCACCUCCUCCUCCAGCGAAUCUUCGCCACCAGCCCCACGCCCCAGCAAAGACGUCCCCUGGUGCGCCGCCCACCUCUCCUCCGUCACGCGGCACAUCCGCGCCAUCCUGCACACCACCGAGCGCCCCCUCGAGCCCUGGGAACUCCGCGCCGCCGCCCGCACCACCAUGCACGUGCUCACCCAGGUCGUAACCUCCUACAGCCACGACCUCAUCACCGGGCCCGCGACUCUUCCCAAGGCGCAGCGGAACCUGUACCACCGCCUGAUCGGCGAGCGCGACGCCGACUUCGCGACGGACGUGCUCGCGUCGAUCCCGCCGGAGGUGCUGUUCGCGGGCCCCUGGCUCGAGGAGCUGGUGGGCGGCGAAGAGGAUGAAGUGAGGUGAGGUAGAGGUUUCUGCUCUGAGCGGAAUUUCAGAGAGCGAGCGCUAUACGAGCUGCUAGAUAGCUUGGAUGACUAGGGGUGGGUAGGCGCGAAUGAUUUUUCAUCAAACCGAGCGGGUUUCUCGGUAUCAUGGACGUCGCAUCCAUAAACUACCUACUACUACUACGAGAUAUAUCGGCUUUGGUCGUCUCUUCUCACGGCGAAGGGAUUCCCUUCAAAGGGGCCCUCUAGUCCGACUCUUGUUUCUUCCUUUUUUUUUUCUCCUUCCCUUCUCGUCUC
Hypoxylon fragiforme is the source of this 1847-nucleotide messenger RNA. RefSeq lists its product as uncharacterized. The transcript has 3 exons. The coding region runs from base 292 to 1569 and encodes 425 amino acids. Gene Ontology annotation, molecular function: zinc ion binding. The record is from RefSeq and is a predicted model, not a curated record. Lineage: Eukaryota; Fungi; Ascomycota; Sordariomycetes; Xylariales; Hypoxylaceae.